Molecule: messenger RNA, 4646 nt
Organism: Spodoptera littoralis (African cotton leafworm)
Lineage: Eukaryota; Metazoa; Arthropoda; Insecta; Lepidoptera; Noctuidae
Source: the annotation of a GenBank genome assembly
CUUAUCUUGAGGGUAGUGGUGAAUAUUCAUACAUAGUUAUCGUUGACUGUGAUGCGCCAAUACAUAACUUAGUUCGUGUCCAUCCGAGCUUUGUGUCACCUGCACAAUUGUGAACCUUGUAGAAAAAUAUAUUUUGUGCUAUUCCUACGCUUCGGUGAUCAGAGGUUCAACUUAUUAGGUCAUAUAAGCCGAGCAUCAUGCCGAUCAUACAGUCUUGUUGCUGUUGGCGCAGCCUUCGCCGAGGCUGCUACGCCUCAGCUAUUUAUACAAUGGUGUACUUUUCGGUCACAAUUGUGACAAUGGGGCAUUUCAUCGAUAUGGAACAACGCUACCUAACCGGUGACGCGACCGAGCCUACAUCGGAAAGCUUCUUGGAACCGGAGAAGAUUACACCGAGGUUUGGUGAUGUAGACAACGAGGCAGCCCCUUGCGUCGAAACUAGGCCUGUAAGACGAAAAAGAUCGAAGAAAAACCAUCAGAACGUGUUGGAGAGAAACAGCACCGAGACGAAAGAAAAUUUGAUGAAAUACUUGAUACUCGCAGGACAUCAAAUAUUUGCUGCUUCCAUGGGUGGUGGCUAUGGGGUUGGAGACUGUUGUGGAAGUCAUCAAUUUGAUCUACUUAUUCUACUUGCAAACUCCGGUAAACAAGCAGACGGAACACCAGAAGCGUUACAAGUGCGUUACUGUCCUUUUGGGUAUCAGGAGUUUGAGGAUAGUUGGGGAUUCAGGGAAUGGGGAAAGGGGGGUGGGUUAAAUUUCAACCCCAUAACCUCAUUCCUGUUUACGCUGGACUUCUUCAUCAUAGUGCUGAACAUCUAUGCCAUGGUGUGCGUAAUCUCGCAAUUCCAAGAGUACCUCGACGGUCGUGGAACUGCUGCUUUCGAAAACGUUGAUCGGAAUACGGUGCAGUACACAGCAACGGCUCAACAGACUACUACCACCAGUUCUGCUCCAAGUGGCCGCCGCCGCUCCGCUGCACGACCCAUGCCAAGCCGUUGUGACCCUGAGGAAUUCUCCGAAGCGCCCACCAAAAUUAUCACUCCACGACAAAUAUCGGACGAAUACACAGAGCCACGACCUCAGACCAGCCAAAGUACGUUGCCUUCUGUCCUGUCGAGACCAAGCCGCUCCGCCGUGAAGAAGCACGUACAGUUCCCUGAUGAACAAAGCUGCAUCGAAGAAGCAAUUGAAGCACCUCAACCAGGUCCCAACGAGAAACCGGGUGAGACCAUUUUCCCAAUGUGCCCCUGCUCAUGCCAUAUAUUUCCCAGAGGCACGCGUCAUCUCCUCUUUGUGGAUGGAAUUGGAGUCGGAAGCUCCGGUGCCAGAGCGCUGACGCCGGCGGAGCGAGCAGUACUACCGGCCAGUUUCCCGAGCUCGAAACGAGCGUCGGAAAAUGUCCGCAGCCGGAGUACCGCCCGCCGACGACUCCCAGAAGGAUUCCCUCUAAACUAACCGACCACUGGACGCAAGAUUAACCUCGAUCAACAUGAAGCUAAUUGGCUGUACGCAAGCAGGGUAAUGCGAGGCUAAUUGAAUUUGUUCCAAAAACAAAGCUAUUUUAUCUGUAGACGUAUUCUUAAAGACUUUAGUCGAUUGUUGCCAACAAGGUACGCUAUCCUAAGCUGAAAUUAAACCUUUUAUUUAACAUGUUUCAAAAAUUUUAAAAAUAAGUUUUUAACUUAAAGAUUCAUGGUAAACUUCUCGUCAACUUUUUACGAAAGUAACGUCUCGUGUCAUUGCGUACCUGUAGUCUUAAUAAAAUACUUACUUUUAGUUCUACUAAUUGGAUUUAGCCUGGAGGACUCCGUUCCUCAACGUGAUUGAACGCAUUUACCCGUUUCGUAUGAAAAUUAGAUUCAAAGGCAAAUUGUACUAUUGAAUUACUGAAAUGUCAUUAGCUGGAAUACGAUAUACUUAAAUUGUCUUUAAAAUGUAAUACAUAAACAUAACCCAUUUAUCGGAACAAGUAUAAAAUAUCAUAUUUAUAUUAAUUAUCUAAGUAUUAAGAGCGCUGUUUCAAUUUUUUCGUAGUUGAUAGUUUGUAAUCGGUUAUAAGUAGAUGGCUACUUUGUUUCGAUACUUUUGCCGUGUUCCCACCUUUUGUUACAUUAUGUUGCAUAGAUUAAAUACCUUAUUUUGGUCAUUUUACGUACUUAAUAAGUGUUAGAAAUUAAACACCUAUUUAUAGUCACGUGUAACAAUAUGUGGGUAACCAGCAAAAUGGUUAAAAAAGAAGUAAUGUAGCUGAACCCAACCUCACUUUCGUCUUUUUUAAAUCGGAUUACAAGAAUCCGCCUUUAAAUAUUUCGGGCAUUGGGUUACCGAUGAUUUAAAAGAUAACGUCGACAUGGAGAGGGAACGCAGAGCAUUGUCAGUUUGUGCGAAUAUAUUCGCACGCAGAUUCUCUCGUUGUACAGACGCUGUUAAAAUAACUAUGAUCACGGCGUAUUUCACCUUACUGUACACGGUUAGUCUGUGGGUUAACUAAACCCAGAGAGAGUACAAUGCUCUGCGGAUCCAGUAUAAUAAUGCAUUCAGGACACUGUUGCGGCUCCCACGUUUCUGUAGUGCGUCAGCAAUGUUUGCUGAUGCUCAUACCGAUGGAUUCGCUUCGUUAUGGCGCAAAAAGACUGCAUCGCUCAUCAGUCGCCUGCGUGGAAGUCGCCACAGUAUCCUGACUGCCAUAGCCGGUAGACAUGACUGUCAAUUCAUGUGGAAAUUAGUGCAGCGGACUAAGUCCCUGUUUACUAUUGCUUAUUAAUAAGUAUUGUACCUAAAUAGUUAUAUAGUUAUGUAUGAUUAUGUUCUUCCUUUACUAUUAGAUUGAUGGAUCUCAGUUAUCUGAAUAAAUAGACUAUUACUACAUAUUAUUUUUUUACCAUUCACAACAUACCACGGCUGACGUAGCUGGAUUUGGACAUAUAACAAUAUUGAUAUCCCAGAUGUGUCACUUGUUCCGGAGGUUGUACGCCGGGGUCGUGCGGUCCAUGGCUCUCUACGGCGCCCCUGUGUGGGCGCCGAACCUGAUGCGGCGGCCCGCUCGGGCGCUGCUCACAUCACAGAGGGUCAUGGCGAUCCGAUUGAUACGCGGAUAUCGCACGAUCUCCGGGGAGGCGGCGAACCUCCUUGCCGGAUUACCGCCGUGGGAUCUGGAGGCGAAGGUGCUCGCGCGCGUGUUUUGUUUGCGCGCGGAGGCACGUCGCCGGCGCGAAACUCCGCUGCCGCGCCAGAUUAAUGCGUGGCGGGAUGAGCUCCGGCGUGAUCUCAUGGCGGAAUGGCAGCAACGACUGUCGCAACCGAAGGCUGGGCUCGCUGUCAUUGCAGCGGUAAGUCCCCUCUUUGAGGAGUGGCUUGAGAGACGCUACGGCGUCCUCACCUACCGCCUGACGCAGGUGCUUACCGGACACGGAAGUUUCGGUAGGUUCCUGUUUCGGAUUGGGCGGGAGGAAACGCCCGGGUGUCAUCACUGCGAGGAUCGCCCGGAGGACACGGUGGAGCAUACGGUGGCGGUGUGUCCUGCGUGGACUGAGCACCGCCGUGUCCUCAGGAAUGUGAUCGGCGACGGCGACCUCUCGCGUCCGGCUUUGGUUCAGACCAUGGUACGGAGCGAGGGGGACUGGGAUGCCGUCUCCUCCUUCUGCGAAGCAGUCAUGCUAGCUAAGGAGGAGGCCGAGCGCGUGAGGGAACGAACCUCGUCACGACCCGGCCGUCGUGAGAGACACUCCGGGCGUCGGGGAUCGCGAGACGAUCUCCGGCCACCGUAAGCACGGGCCUGCGGACGGCGAGCAUGGGUGACUCGCCCAGAACCAGGCCCGAGCGUACGGCGCGUCGCGUUCCGCACGCGCCUUAAGGAGCCAUCAGACCACCACAGAUGGGGCCUAACAAGGCUGAUGCCGAUACGGAGCCGCGGUAGACUUAACGGGUUGCCGGGGCUCCGGCUCGAAGUGCAGGAGUAGGAACGGGGUGGUUUUUAGUCAGUAAGAGUCUGACACUCCCUCCCACCUCACCCAGGCGGGAGAAGUCAUCGGAUGAUUUACCCCCCUCAAAAAAGAAAAAAAAGAUGUGUCACUUGUUAGUUGCCAUUUGAGGGUAAGAUAAAAUAAAUCUUACGUGCCAAUAAAUAAGGCACACUUUUACAUUAGAUUCCUUUAUAUCUACGACUGGUGCCCGAAACCUAUAAUUCUACUUUGAGACGAUCUGAUUACUUACGUAUGAGGAAAUCAUUUAAGUGUAACAAUGGACUACAUUUUUUGCACGUGACUAAACGUUGAUCUGGCAAACAUUGCCUCGGCUCGUGUGAGGUAUAUUUAACAACCUGUUUGAGGCAAUUUGUAACAGUUAACGUUUUAUAGGUAAAUAGUUAUUUAAAUUUAUCUGUUGUGUUCAUUGUUGUUGUGUUAUUGAAAUGUUAUGUUAUGUUACCGCAAGUAAAGUAUUUAUCUAAUAUAGUUAAGCAUAAUAUCUUCAAGUAGGUAUUUAAUAUUAUAUUAGUGAACUAUGAAAUAAACUGAUUAGAUAUAAAAGUAUAAUAUUUAGGAGUGUUCGUAAGAGAAAUAUUCGAGACUUGACUCAAAAUUUUAUGAAUUUAUAAAUUUUCGUAAACUUGGUGAACAGUAUCGGCCGAAAGUCCUUUGGAGCCUA